Molecule: messenger RNA, 384 nt
Organism: Knipowitschia caucasica
Lineage: Eukaryota; Metazoa; Chordata; Actinopteri; Gobiiformes; Gobiidae
Source: the annotation of a GenBank genome assembly
AUGGACACAGAGGAGAAGCCCUCCUCUGGAUGUACCCCCUUCACUGAGGACCACAACUAUGCUGCAACUUCAGUCAUUCACACGUUUGGACUGGAGCGGUUUGCCUCAUCACCUGAAGACACGCAGCACUACACAAGAUUUCCAUCAUACAAGCAUUUGAGGGCCUUUUGGAAUCUAAUCGAAGAGUCAACAAGCAGAAUGGAGAGGGUCACGAGUGGCCAGAGGAACCUUCCCACCAACACACCCCUCGAGAGUCCUGUCAACAGACCAAGUAAAUUGCUGCCAUUUGACGAGUUCUUCUUGUUCCUCAAUUAUCUGGCCACUGGCAAUUGCAUCUGCCUCCAACUCAACCCCCUCUUCAUAGGGCCUGUGGUGCCCACAUGA